Molecule: messenger RNA, 1415 nt
Organism: Sitodiplosis mosellana (orange wheat blossom midge)
Lineage: Eukaryota; Metazoa; Arthropoda; Insecta; Diptera; Cecidomyiidae
Product: histone-arginine methyltransferase METTL23
Exons: 3
Coding region: 197-904 (235 amino acids)
Cellular component (GO): nucleus; cytoplasm
Source: RefSeq, a predicted model, not a curated record
ACCAAAUGUCAAAACUGAACGAAACAUUCCCAUGCACAGCCAGCGACCAAAUGUCAGAAUUUGACAUUUCCAUCUAACGCUUCUACAUUGAAAGAAUUUCUUUGUUGUAAUUCACAUAAGAGCCGUGUAAUUUAUACCAAUCCAUGUGAAUAUAUAUUUUUUAGUGCAAUUUGUGAGUGAGAGAAGAAAAAAAAUUAUGUCAUCUAAUGCGUUGACAGACGAACAGCCAGUGGAAGUGAUAAAGAAAUUCAAAUUUUCGACCAAAGGCGAAAAAGAGGAAAUUGAAAUUGCAAUACCUGAGCUUAUGCAGCCAGGUUAUUCGUUUUACAGUUGGACAUCUUCUUCGGUACUUGCUUGGUUUUUGUGGGUGCAGCGUGAGAAGUUUAUCGGUAAGCGGAUACUUGAAAUUGGAUGUGGAACGGCGUUACCAGGCAUUUUGGCCGCAAAAUUUGGUGCUAAAGUCAUUUUGAGCGAUAGUUGUACGUUACCGAAUACAUUGAAACACGUGAAUCGAUGCUGUAAAAAAAAUAACUUGGAACCGGGAAGAGAUAUCGAUGUGAUCGGACUGACGUGGGGCAUUCUAUUGAAAUCCGUUUUUGAUAUUGGACCCAUCGACUAUAUUAUUGCUUCCGAUUGUUUUUACGAUCCAAGCGUUUUUGAAGAUAUUCUAGUGACGGUGUCAUUUCUACUCAAUACACCCACUUGUGAUACAUCGCCCGUAAAAUUUCUAUUCACCUUCCAGAAUCGGUCGGAAGAUUGGUGUAUCGACCAUUUGUUGCAGAAGUGGCAUUUAAAGUGUUCCAAAGUGAGUUUGGCGUGCGUACGAAAACUCUGUCCGAUCGAUUUCAACACACUGAUAAAGGGCCACACAAUACACUUACUAGAAAUAACGAAAUUGCCAUAAUAGUUGUAAGAGAUUAAUCUAAUUUUAAGUAGUUUAUAAUAAUGAAUGCUGGAUUCAAGAUGAUGCUACGGCGGCUGAACCAAAUUCGAAUGUUCAACACCGUGACAGAGAAGGAUGGCGAUUCUUUGACAUUAUUUGUUGCCAAUCUUCCAUGGACCGUUAGCAAACGAGAGUUGCAAAACUAUUUUACACAAUUUGGACCCGUUUCAAGUGCAGACGUUGUUUUCAAUGAAAAAACCGGACUAUCGAGAGGCUUCGGAUAUGUGACUUAUUCAUUCACCAAGUCAUAUGUGAAGGCAUUGCAAGUGAAAAAUCACAUGCUCGAAGGAAAACUACUUGAAGUCGAUCAAGCCAAGUACAGUAAAAAACAAAGCAAUUACUACAAUGAUGUGUAAACCCUUUUGAUGGCAUGGUUAAGCCUGUUUUUAGUUAAAAGAUGUAUACAUUUUCUAUGGAAAAUAUCAUGAAAUCUUCUCAACAUUAUUGCUAAAUAAAACACUAUUUUUUUCAA